GCAGUCCGAGGAGGAGGGGACAGCAGCCUCCGGCAGCUGGCGAGGAGCAUGGGAGUGCGGGCCGGCGGACCGCCGCGGGGUGACACGGCCGCGGCGAAACCUGCGUGGCGCGCGACCGGCGCCCGCCGCUUUUAAACCCGGGAGGGCGCGGCGGCGGCCGCGGCGGCGGGUGGAUCGCAGGGCGCCCGGGCGGCGGCCGAAUGGAGAGGAAGGGCUCGGCGGCCGGGGCGAGGGGGAACCCCAGCCCGCCCGCGGCCGGCGAGGGGCAGCGGCCGCCGCCACCGCUGUGCGUCCCGGGCGGCGGCGGAGGGGCCCCGGCGCGGGGCCAGGCUGGGGCGGCGGCCGAGCCCGCCGAGCUCAUCCGGCGCGCGCACGAGUUCAAGAGCCAAGGGGCGCAGUGCUACAAGGACAAGAAAUUCCGCGAAGCCAUCGGCAAAUACCACCGGGCUUUGCUGGAGCUGAAGGGGCUGCUGCCACCCCCCGGGGAACGGGAGCGGGAUUCGCGCGCCGCCUCCCCGGCCGGGGCCCCCAAGCCCAGUCGCCUCUCGGAGGAGCAGAGCAAGACGGUGGAAGCCAUCGAGAUCGACUGCUACAACAGCCUAGCAGCUUUUGAAGCAAUUUCUGGCUCACAUGGAGAACAUGGCCUCUUGGGACUGUCAGAAGUCUGCUUACUUAGUUACAGACAUAUACCCUUACCUUGUACUCUCAGUGAACUUUCUUGCAUUUGGGUGUACUAGAAUUCUGUGCUCAUGGGGUGUUGUGAAUGCACUAUGUGAAUGGGGCUGCGAAGAAUGGUAUUAUGCCUAUCUCUUUGCUCAUACUCCAUUGUCCCAUCAGACUUCACUUACAAAAGGCAAGUUUAAAGACAAAAUUAUUAAGAGUUUCAAAAAGGCAACAGCAGAGCAUUAAACCAAGUCCAGGGCCCUUCUGAUCAUGGGGCCCUAUGAGACAGCACAAGUCACCCAUCCUUGAAGCCAGCCCUCACUGGGACACUGGAAGAUGGUUAGAUGGAUGCGUUUAAGAUGGGAAAAAAAUGGAUAUAGACUCUGAGGUGGGGUCCAAGAACAAAGGGUACUCAACAGAAAUUGGUGUGGAACCAGAGAACCACGCAUAAAAAUGGAUGAAUUACUAAUGCAAAAUCUCAGGGUGGAAAGGAGGUCAGGCUAGAGACAUGCAGUAACCUGGUAGCCAGAAGAUGAGUUUCUGGGUGAAGAUUGGUCAAAGAAGGGGGAUAAAAGAGGGACCUCAUACUAAGAUGUUCAGCCAAGAUCCUGCCAUGUGGAUGGGAGGACUGGCCAAACCAUUGUUGAUCUAGGAUUGUUCCUUGUGUAGCACAUUGGCCGAUAAAUCUCAAGGACACUGUAAAUGUGGCUUCUGAGACCAUUUUCCAAAGAAGGAUGUGACAAUUGAAACUUGUAGAAUGCUUUCAAGGAAGGUACUAGGAAGAACUCUCUGAAUCUAGACUUUGGGCUGAGUUUCUAAAGUGGAUUCUGAAGCUCUUUAGUCCACCUCCAAGGGAAAUGAGUUGGGUGGCUUUUAGCCAGAAACUCUCUAGGACAUCUCAAAUCAAAGUCCUCACAGCCCAAAUACAUAGGAGUGCUCCAUUCAAGGCAAGGACACUUGCCUGCAGUGCAACAAGGAAGGCCAAGAUUCGGAGCAGCCUAAAGCUGCUCCCAGAGCUUCACAGGUUGUGAGUGACCUCCAGAUGGGAAGUUCCAUCCUUUCAGCUCUUCUCUUUAACCACCAGACUGUGCCAACUUCGAACAGCUAAGAUGAAAACCAAAUGUUUCCACCAACCAACCACAGUUUUCCUAAUUCCCAUUGGGAAAUCAGAUGUCCGUGUUUGGAACACCGUUUUUCAUAUUUACCCAGAUGAUUCGUGUUGCCCAGUCCCAACCAUAGAGCAGCAACCCCAAGCUCAGACAAUGGUACCAGACAUAAGAAGGCCAAAGAUAAUGCUACAGAAGAUUAAAGGAUUCAGCCUCCCUGGUGGUAUUCCUGUGGCCUUGAAAUUAUUCAUUAGCUAGUAUAAAACUCAUUAUCUGCCUCUUGUACAUACAUACACCAUUUCAUAUCAGCACUGAAAUAAUGCCAUGUCCUGUAGGACCCAAAACCAAAAGGUUUCAAAUUUUUUUGAAAAAGGAAGCAGGAUGUGUAAUGCCAAGGAGGAUGGACUUGAAGUAGAAGAAUCCCAGGUUGGAAUGGAUCCAAGUGGUCCUUCCCUUCACAUUUCUGCCAAAGGGACUUUAAAAGAGCACCCAAAUUACCAAUAGGGUUUACACAGAAGCUUGUGGGCAAAUGUUUCCUUCCACAGUGUUUCUAUGUGGAAAGGACAAAAGUAUGAAUUGGUGUUAACUAGUUAGUCUUGAGAGUUAUGUAAAGUUAGAAUUAUGGUUUCAGAUUUGAAUAUGUCCCCAGACCUUACAUAGGUGUAUGAAUUUUCUUAUCAACAUCGCCAACUUGUCAUCCAGCAUGAGUUAGGCAUUUCCAACCACAGGGAUACUCACCAACACCUAAAGUGAACAUUUUGACAACCACCACCACCAAAACUAUAAUAAUAGUAACCAUAAUGACAGAAAGUGCUACCGUGAUGAGCCUAGUUCCUGGCUCAUAGUAGAUGUUCCACAAAUGUGUUUGAAAUGAAUGAAAAUGCUUAUCUCAGCAUCUGUCUCAUGUUAAGGAUCCAAUAAAUUCAGUCAUUCCAUUAA
Molecule: messenger RNA, 2708 nt
Organism: Cynocephalus volans (Philippine flying lemur)
Lineage: Eukaryota; Metazoa; Chordata; Mammalia; Dermoptera; Cynocephalidae
Gene: TTC9
Product: tetratricopeptide repeat domain 9
Exons: 2
Coding region: 201-737 (178 amino acids)
Molecular function (GO): protein binding
Source: RefSeq, a predicted model, not a curated record